Molecule: messenger RNA, 1770 nt
Organism: Megalops cyprinoides (Indo-Pacific tarpon)
Lineage: Eukaryota; Metazoa; Chordata; Actinopteri; Elopiformes; Megalopidae
Product: proton channel OTOP1-like
Exons: 6
Coding region: 1-1770 (589 amino acids)
Biological process (GO): inner ear morphogenesis; proton transmembrane transport
Cellular component (GO): membrane
Molecular function (GO): proton channel activity
Source: RefSeq, a predicted model, not a curated record
AUGGUGGAACACGGCGGCUUGGAUAUCGUGUGCUUGAACACGAAGUGCCGCCACGGUUCCUCUUCCUCUUCCACUCCAGAGAAGGGAAAGGGAAGAUUUAGCAGGCUGAAACUCAAACUGACAGAACACUACCCGAAGAAAAACGCAGAGAUUCUCAGUGCCCAGUAUGGGACCAAUGUGCUGCUGUUUGGUAUGGCGCUGAUGCUGGCCGCCUCGUACCAAAGCCAUUCUGUCAAGGAAGAGCACCUCUUUUCAUUUAUCACGACUGUGAUGCUUCUGCAGCUCUUGUGGAUGCUCUGGUACAUAGUGAGAAAGGACAGACAGAAAACCAGUGAGUGGGAAAAGGAUGCGCACGCAGGGACACGGUGGCUAAGAGGUGGGCUAACAAUUUUAGCGGUGCUUUCCUUGAUUAUGGAUACGUUUCGUAUCGGUCAAUACGUGAGUUACAAAGAUUGCGUGUCUGCAGCUCUGGUUGUCUAUCCCGUCGUUCACACGCUUCACACAAUAUCGCAGGUACAUUUCCUUUGGUUUCAUAUCAAAGACGUGAUCAAGACUUUUGAGACGUUUGAAAGGUUUGGAGUGAUGCAUGCCGUCUUUACCAACCUGCUUCUGUGGUGCAAUGGAGUGAUGUCUGAAUCCAAACAUUUCCUGAGCUCCCACAAUAGAAGGCUGUCUGCUCUGGGCUUUGUGAACCAUACAGAAGAAUGGGAGGCAAAAAAUUGCAACUGUUCCAGCACUGCCUGCACCGUGUUCUCCAACAGCCUCUACUACCUGUACCCCUUCAACAUCGAGUACCACAUCCUGGUCUCCGCCAUGCUCUUUGUCAUGUGGAAGAACAUCGGCCGCACCAUUGACCACCAGCACGACAAGAAGAGGCCGAUCACCAGGCCAGCAGUGUUGGUGGUGGGCCCCAUCCUGGGCCUGGUUGCCCUGGCCGGCACCAUCAGUGUCCUGGUAAUCUACAUCAUCGACUUUGAGGAAGUGGUGGAGUUCCAGGAGUCUGAUAACAUCAUGUUCUUAUCCCAUGGGAUCAUCAUGCUGGUGUGCAUGUGCGGUGCCAGCACGGUGGGCCUGCUCAUCUACAGGGCCGACAACCUGCCGCUGGACUCCUCCAAGAUCCCCUCCCGCCAGCUGGACACGGUGCUGCUCUUCGGCUCCUCCGUGGGCUCCUGGCUCAUGGCCUGGUGCAGCAUUGUGGCAUCAGCGGCCAACAGAACCAACUGGAUAAGCCUUGCGUAUUCCAUGCUGCUGGUUCUGGAGAAGUACGUCCAGAACGUCUUCAUCAUCGAGUCGCUGUACCGCAAGGAGGACGUGGCUGAGGAGCCGGAGGUGGCACCCCCUGCAGCUACAGAGAUCUUCUCCGUGACCUUGUCCCACGUCCCAGCAUGCAACGGCAUCAUCAACCGCGCUUACGAAAACCAGGACAUCACGUGUGUUACCACGGAGAUUGAAGAGGAGGAGGACGGAGGGGUGUAUGACUGCCCGCCACCACCCCCUGAAGAGCCUGUCUCUGUGGCUCCCAGUAGGCCAGAGACACUGAGCAGGAAGAGACAGCUUCUGAAGAACAUCACGCUCUUCCUGUUCCUCUGCAACAUUUCGCUGUGGUUGUUGCCAGCAUUUGGCUGUCGACCCCAGUACGAGAGCAUUCCGGAACAGGAGACAUUUGGCUACAUUAUUUGGACCAUGGUGCUGAACUUUGCCAUGCCCCUGACCCUAUUCUACCGCAUGCACUCGGUGGCGUCUCUCUUUGAAGUGUUCCAGAAAGUCUGA